AUGUAUUGUAUGUGGUUGCAGCUGUACCGUUCUGCUGAGCUGGCGGAGUGCACGGACCUGUGCGUGUGCGAGGCGUCGCUACAGGUGUCGUGCAAGGUGGCGUGCGUGCCGCGCGCGCCCUGCUCCUCGCGCCUCGCGCACUACUCGCACGCCGCGCCCGCGUACCAGGCGUACCGCGGCCGCUGCUACUGCUACUCCGGCUCCUUCAUAUGCAUGCGACCCAACCCUGGCGAGUAUACAUUUAUACUACAGAAAUACUCGCGCGCCGCGCCCGCGUUCCAGGCGUACCGCGGCCGCUGCUACUGCUACUCCGGCUCCUUCAUAUGCAUGCGACCCAAACCUGGCGAGUAUACAUUUACACUACAGAAAUACUCGCGCGCCGCACCCGCGUACCAGGCGCACCGCGGCCGCUGCUACUGCUACUCCGGCUCUGCUGUAGAUGAAGCUCUGUUACGGCCCCAUACCGGUCUCGGAGCUGAAGAUGCUGUGCGUCUACUGCAACAGUACCUGUACUCCGUUCACAAUGAAGGAACUAACUGCACCCUCAGUCUUUUCAACAUCAGCAACGAGAACGUGAUAAUAUCCGCUAGUGUGCCCCAAAAAGAACAGGAAUCGCUCAGAGAGGCCGGAGACGGGGAAGCCUUAUUGGACCGCGAAAAGGAGGAAUGCAUCGAUGUCCUAAAAGUGGUCAAGUCUCGCAUCAACUCUCAACACGAAGACAUAUCCUCGCACCUUCUACUUUCUAUCUUCAAGAUCGCCGAAGUGGACGUGGUGUAUCCAGCACCGCCAAGCUCAGCUAUUACAAAUCACGAGCCCCUUAAGAUCCUCUAUAUAAUCAUCACUAUCUUCAGCAUCCUUUACAAUAUCACCAAUACCUCUAUCGACAAAACUAUCGUCAAUUUCAUAUCGAAUUUAUUCGAUCAUAGUUUUAGCAAAAAGCUUUAUUUUUCUUCGGAUGUCAUUAUCUUCGACGAGAUAUAUAUUUUUAAUGAAUUUGUAACUAUUUUGAACGAUGAAUUUAUGAAAGUUGUAGAACUUGAAAAGCACGAUGCACUAGCUUCUCUUAGCGCACAAAACACAGAACGUGUAGAUUUAAGUGUAAUAGAUGUAAAUAAUUAUAAGGAAACUAUACAUAUCAUAAAUGCUGUGAAUAUUACAAUAUUAAUUGAUAAUUUUAAUGUACUUGUUGCUGAUGCAAUUAUUAUACCUAAAUAUUUUUCUAGAGAUGUGUAUUAUGAUAAUGGAUGUACUAAAUCUUGUGAUUCGGAGAUGCUUUUUGAUUUGUGUUUUGGAAAUAAUGCGUCCUCUUCUUAUGGGAUCAUGAGAUCUGUUAGCUUAGGACUGACUUUAGUAGUAGAAUGA
Messenger RNA from Diatraea saccharalis (sugarcane borer), 1362 nucleotides. The record is from the annotation of a GenBank genome assembly. NCBI's taxonomy places the organism in Eukaryota, Metazoa, Arthropoda, Insecta, Lepidoptera, Crambidae.